AUGAGCACGAGAGGGGAGAUGUCUCCCCGCCGCUGCCGCCGCCGCCGCACCGGUCCGCCGUCUCCGCCGCCGGCCUCUCUGCCAGACGCCGACGACCUGCUCCGGGAAAUUCUCCUCCGCCUGCCCCCGCGGCCUUCCUCCCUCCCCCGAGCCUCCCUCGUCUGCAAGCGUUGGCGCAGCAUCGUCUCCGACCCCCAAUUCCAACGCCGCUUCCGCGCCCACCACGGCAAGCCCCCUCUCCUUGGCUUCUUCCUCGACAAUCCUUUCUCCUGCCCGUUUGUUCCAAUGCUGGAUCCACCGGAUCGCAUCCCCGGCGCUCGCUUCUCCAUGCCUCUAUACGAGAGCAACCGCAUCAUCGACUGUCGCCACGGACUUGUCCUCUUCCUCAGCCCAUGGCCGCCGCGCCGCCUACUUGUGUGGGACCCCGUCGCCCGCGAGCAGCGCCGCCUCAUCUCCCCACCUGAGCUGGACAUCGGGCAGAUGUUCAUCUUCAACGGGGCUGUGCUUCGCCCUGCACGCGGCCAAGGCUGCAGUUCAGGCCAUUUCCGGGUGGCCGUGGUAGCCCGUGACAGAGCAUGUACUAGAGUCUCCGUAUGCCUUUACUCAUCGGAGACUGGGAUAUGGAGCAACAUCAAAUCACUGCAGCUGAAUUUUUUACCUGUGGAACAAACCAGUACUUUGAUUGGGAAUUCCCUUUGCUGGUUACUUCCGGUGCGUCGUCAAAAUGUCAUACUUGAGUUUGAUCUGGAUAAGCACACCCUAACUGUGACAGAGCUGCCAGCACCUAUAGAACCCAACUAUAAAAAGUUAUGGAUUGUGCCGGCCGAAGAUGGUGGGCUUGGCUUCAUCCAUCUCUCACAAUUUCACGCCAAAUUAUGGAAGAGAAAGCCUGAUUCUAAUGGUUUGGAUGUUUGGGUGCUCAAUAAAGCUAUUGAGUUUGAGGAGCUCAGACCAACUUGCAUUGGAUACUCUCUCGCUUUAGUGGGGUUUGCCGAGGAGAGUAAUGCAGUCCUUGUACAGACAGAUUCUGGUGUCUUCAUGGUUUAUCUCCGGUCAACGGGGUUUAAGAAACUUUCCAAUCUGAGUGUCUUCUGUCUCCAUUAUCCAUUUGAAUAUUUCUAUCCUGCAGGUACUGGCAUUGGUGAUGGACAUGGUGGAGAUGAGGUGUUCAACAAUAUAUGA
Triticum turgidum subsp. durum (durum wheat) is the source of this 1182-nucleotide messenger RNA. Lineage: Eukaryota; Viridiplantae; Streptophyta; Magnoliopsida; Poales; Poaceae. The record is from the annotation of a GenBank genome assembly.